This is a messenger RNA of Zingiber officinale, 1539 nucleotides long. RefSeq names its product U-box domain-containing protein 28-like. Gene Ontology annotation, molecular function: ubiquitin protein ligase activity. The coding region runs from base 56 to 1375 and encodes 439 amino acids. Gene Ontology annotation, biological process: protein ubiquitination. The record is from RefSeq and is a predicted model, not a curated record. Lineage: Eukaryota; Viridiplantae; Streptophyta; Magnoliopsida; Zingiberales; Zingiberaceae. The transcript has a single exon.
AGGGGGAAGGGGAAGAUAUCAAAACGAAUCAAAUUAAAUCAAAACAGAUUUAUAGAUGGGGAGACGGAGAGAGAAGGGUGGGAAGUUAGAAGGUCUGGAGGUGAAGUUACCCACCUUCUUCCGCUGCCCGAUAUCGCUGGAGGUGAUGCGGUCACCCGUUAGCUUGUCCACCGGCGUCACCUACGACCGCUCCUCCAUCCAGAGCUGGAUCGAUUCCGGCCACCGGACCUGCCCUGCCACCCGCCUCCCACUCCCCUCCCCUGUUCACCUCGUUCCCAACCUCACCCUCCGACGCCUCAUCCGCCUCUGGUCCUCCUCUUCAUCUUCCUCUCCGCACCUCCUCCCUCCCGUGGCGCCCCCAUCGCAUUCCCCCGCACCCUCCAUCGAUGAUCUCCUUCUUCAUCUCCGAUCCCUCUCCCUCUUCGACCCCCUCCCCCUUCUCCACCGCCUCUCCGCCUUCCUCUCCACCUCCCAUGAUUCUGACAAGAACCGCCUCGCUUCCUCCCCCUUUUUCGCCCCCGCCCUCGUUUCCUUCCUCGCCGACAGUACGGCCGGAUCCGAAGUGUCGCGGUUGGCCACCGAGAUUCUCGCCUUGGUCCUGGGAAUGGAAUACACCGACGAUCGCGGAAGGGAGAUCGUUAUCGAAGCGAUCCUCGCCGACCUCGACGGUGCCGUAGCCGCCCUGAUCGAAAUCCUUCGGGGCGACGAGUCGCAACUUAGAUCUCGAAUCGAUGCCGCCAAGGUUCUCGAGUCGAUCCUCUCGUCCUCUUCCUGCGACGGGGAUAAAACGAUCUCGAUCGUGGAGAAGCCAUAUCUAUUUCCCGAGCUGAUCCGCCUCUUACUAAUCGACGACGACCGCGGCGCGGUGGACCCUGAAGCCGCCGACUCUGGGCUGCGGUGCUUACUUGCGGUGACCAAGGGAAGGCACGCGAAGGCGCUGUUGGUGCGGGCCGGGGCGGUGCCGGUGCUGACGAGGAUUCUGGUCGCCGCCGAGGUACCGGCCGAGGCAGCGGAGCUGGCGCUGCGGGCAAUGGAGGUAGCCGCCGGCAGCGCAGAGGGACGGGCAGCGAUCUGCGAAGAGGCGGAGGCGUGCGUGCGGGCGGUGAUGGGGCGAUUGAUGAAGGUGAGGCGGGAGGGGAAGGAGGCGGCUGUGUCGGUGCUGUGGACGGCGUGCGUAGCCGAGGGGAACCGGAGGGCGAGGGAGGCGGUAUCGGAGGCGAAGGGCGGCGCUGUGAAGAUACUGAUGGUGAUGCAAGGGGAGUGCUCGCCGGCGGCGGCGAGGAUGGCGGGCGAACUGCUGAAGAUCUUUAGGGUAGACGCCAAGGGCUGCUGCGUUGGCUACCACACCAAGAGCACUCACAUAAUGCCUUACUAAUAAUGCUCUAACUUAAUCUCAAGGCAUGUUUUUGCAGCUAAUUAGGUGAUAAUGAUGCCUGUUGUAAAUGGGUAGACAUUAAUCUCAUUAAUUUUGGGAUUAUGGAAAUCACAUAAAAUAAAGGGUAAAGUUUUGUUUAAUAAAACAACCAAAGUUUGAUAUAA